AUGACAGAGCUCCUCUUUCAGGACAAUACUGGCCAACAAGUCAAAUUUUUCAUUCAGCGAGAUGUACCGGAGUACGCACGGCUGUGUGAAGAGAUAACGGCUCUAGGUGGUCGCGUCGAGGAUAAGAUACCUCGAGCUGGCUUUGUGCUCAUCAACCCUGGUACCGAGGAAGCGAAUCGGCUACGAGACUGCUGGAAUAAACCCGACGAGCGCCCGGAACGGUUCUUCGUCCCCUUCACCUAUAUUCAGGCGUGUAGGGCAGAGGGUCGCCUUCUUCGCCAGAUAUUCCUCGUCGCGCAUCGCCCGCUCAAGUUCUUCGUUCACCCUGAUAUCGCCAACGUACAUACACGCGACAUUAUCCGCUCGCAGAUUCUUCACUCAGGAGGGAACCCUGAUGCGAGCGAGCUUGAGACGGAUGUCAUCAUCGCCGACCAUGGCAACCCCGAAGUGUUCAACCAUCUCAUCAAGGUCAACAAUGGCUUCAAGAAUCAUGUCGAAUCCUUCCAGUGGGUAAAGAAGUGCAUUGAGCAAGGUGAACUGUCCUUUACGCCGCUGGUGUACAAGAACCCGGGCGGACGUAGACCAGGCGAAGAACGCACGCCGUUCACCGACGAAGACGAACACCAUCUUUGCCAAUGGAUUGCAGAGAAGAUACCGUAUAAGAACACAGGCGGGCGUACGGGUAACAAGCUCUACCAACAGCUAGUUGAGAAGGGCGAGGAACCCGGUUAUGGUUGGGUCAAGCGCCACACCUGGCAAUCCUGGCGUGAACGCUAUAAGAAGAAUACCGCGCGCAUGGAUCCACUGAUCACUCGUAUCGUCGACGAACGUAAACCGGCCCUCGGCGAGAUGGGACAGUACGGCUACGUGCGCAAACCCGAACCUAGCGCGCGGAAACGUAACUCUGGCAAGCGCAAAGCGUCGACGCCGCUCGAAGGCGACGGCGCUAUUGACGCAGAACGAAUUGCCGCCGCGCUCGCGGGGCAUAUGCCUCUGCCGCAUGGUAUGCCGCCACCGUUUCCGCCGGACCAUUUUCCAGGCGGUCAGCUCCCGCCACCUCCGUUCGGAUUCCCGCCCCAUAUGCCACCACCUCCGCCUCCCGAGGCUAUGCCUGGAAUGGGCGGGGGACCGAUGGAUCAUAUGCCGCCUCCGCCACAUCAGCCGCAGCGUGACUCUCAAUCGCAGCCACAGUCACAAUCUCAGUCGCAGCCUGAGGCUGGGCCAAGCGGUGAGGGCGAGUCUCAGUGGCCCAUCCGCGAAGGCACUGGGCCGCAGCCAAAUUGGGCGAAGCGAAAGGCAGAUGACGAGGCGGAUGAACACGAAGCGAAGCGCAAGAAGAUUGAGCAAGAGGGCGACCCGGCAAUACUCGAGAUUGCGUCAGAGUACAAGUUCACUGCGACGGAGGUGCAGGAGUACUUUGACAAGACGAAAGACAUAGAGAAGACGCGCAAGCGCUUCAAGAAGAGGCGUGAGCAUCUAGACAGCUUGGAGGAUGAGGAUUGA
Molecule: messenger RNA, 1503 nt
Organism: Peniophora sp. CBMAI 1063
Lineage: Eukaryota; Fungi; Basidiomycota; Agaricomycetes; Russulales; Peniophoraceae
Source: the annotation of a GenBank genome assembly